CAAAAAAUUUAGCGUGAAAUUAACGUGUGAGAAGUACUGACCCGUAUCAUUCUUACUAGAUAACAAAAAUAAAAGAACCGGCUGUUAAAACUGCACUGCCAAAGUGGUUAUCGUGUUUUCGUUAUGUUGUUAAAAGCUUACCACAGUAAUUUACUUUGCAGUCACUUCCCAAUGUUGUUGAGAUGUUCGCGAAUUUCUUUUAACCAAUCGCAGAGAAGUGCUCUUAGAUACUACAGUUCAAUGGAGUCAUCACGGGUCAAGGUACAAGUAAGACAAGGUGUUGUCGUUGGUCGCGAAGGUCGUUUACCAAAUGGUGAACCAUAUCAUAGCUUUCUGGGUGUACCGUAUGCAGUACCACCACUCGGUGAACUACGAUUUAGGUCUCCCGUCCCACUGGAAUCUUUUGAUACACCUAUUUUAGAUUGUACACGAGAGAAAUCGCCUUGUCACCAAAAAGAACCUAUGACAGAUAAGAUAUUGGGUUCAGAGGACUGCCUCCACCUUAAUGUAUAUGCUCCAGCUAAACCUUCCACGACGGGUCCGCUUCCAGUUAUGGUAUGGAUACAUGGCGGAGGGUUCUUAUUUGGUUCUAGCAAUGGUACAUUGCCACUAAGUUUAAUAUCCGAAGAUGUUAUUGUGGUAACAUUAAAUUAUCGUUUGGGCGCAUGGGGAUUUUUGUGCCUGCCUGAGGAAGGUAUUUGGGGAAAUGCUGGCCUAAAGGAUCAGCGUUUGGCUUUGCAAUGGGUGCACGAUAAUAUUUCGCAAUUUAAUGGCGAUCCAAAUAAUGUUACUCUAUUCGGAGAAAGUGCUGGCGCGGCAUCAGUUCAUUUGCACACAUUAGCAUCCCAUGCCCACAAACUAUUUCACAAAGCGAUUAUGCAAAGUGGUUCGGCUAAUAUGAGUUGGGUAUUUCAAAUAAAUCCCGCGCGGAGAGUUCGCCGAUUUUGCGAAUUGCUCGGUUGUAAAUCAAGUGAUACGCGCGUUAUGCUUAAUUUUUUACAGUCCCAUGAAAAAGUGACACCAAUGGAUGUGCUUAAUAACCUUUUGCCUGUACUAUCGUCAGAUGAACGUCGCCGAGGUUUGCCUUUUACCUUCCAUCCCGUAGUUGAAGAUUCCAAUAGUACAGAUACUUUUAUUGACACGCCGGUUUUAGAACUAUUACAAUGUAAAGACACACGUGCCAUGCCAACGAUAAUGGGCUACAACUCAGCUGAGGGUGUUCUGAUGCUGAUAAAUGCGGUGCGCAAAAUCGAAGAAAUAAAUAAUGACUUGGCCCGUUUUGUGCCACGAAAUGUACCACUCGCUACUGAUCAUGCGGAAAUUCAAUAUGUGGCACAAAAAAUGCGCGACUUCUAUUUUAACGGUCACAACAUAACUCAUGAGCAAUUAGAAUGCAUGACGAAUUUGUUGACAGACUAUCACUUUAUGGUUGACUUGCAGCUGGCUGUGGAAUAUCAAGCAAAAUAUAAAACGUGCUCACCUCUCUAUUUCUACCGUUAUGACUAUACCGGUGGCCGGGAUCUUUUUAAAAGACACAUGCAGUUGGAAUUCAUACCUGGCGCAUGUCAUGCUGACGAAUUGCAUUAUCUUUUCCAAACACCAGGUAUUGAUUCAACGAAAUUUGCAGAGAAGGAUAGACGCAAUAUUAAACGUCUUAGUGUAAUGUGGACUAAUUUUGCUCGCCAUGGUAACCCCACUCCAGCAGAAAGCAAUAUCACAAAAGACUUGGGUUGUGUUUGGCAGCCCAUCAAUAGCGUAAAUAGUGAGGAGCAGGAGGAUUUGAGCUUGAAUUGUCUGAUUAUUGAUGAAGAAUGUAGAAUGGCUCAUGAUCCAGAUAAAGAUCGUAUGGAUUUUUGGAAAGGAAUUUACCGAAGCUAUCCAGCGUUGGAUUACUCACGAUUCAGUGCUAAGCUGUGAAAUUAAAGUAAAAAUAGGUUUAUAAAUAAUGCUGUACAUUUGAAAUCAUUUUGUUAUCGGAUUAUUGGCGAAUUGAUAUUAUAUAGCUCAUAGCUUAAGUCAAUUUUGAUAUUAAUAGAAAUAUGUUUUCCUUUUGUAUAUAUGUACAUAUGUGUGUUUCCACUUCUAAUUAGGAAUGGUUUAUAAAAUAUUUUAUUAAAAUAAAAUAUUGUUGCUUGAGUAUAAGAU
Molecule: messenger RNA, 2145 nt
Organism: Bactrocera dorsalis (oriental fruit fly)
Lineage: Eukaryota; Metazoa; Arthropoda; Insecta; Diptera; Tephritidae
Gene: clt
Product: esterase B1
Exons: 5
Coding region: 124-1917 (597 amino acids)
Source: RefSeq, a predicted model, not a curated record